AUGUCUUUAUGCGCGCAGGCUGUGGCUCCUAUAUUUUCUCUGGUUGCUCCAAAGUUCCAGUUUAAAGGUGCAAACAAAAGAGGCAUUCCAGUUUCUAGGGAUCCUGAAGCACUGUUGACAAAGUACUCGGAUCCAUUAGUAUAUACGGGUCCCAUAAGGGUUAGAACAGGCCACGAGAUAUUGCACAUUUCCUCUUAUUUAAUGAGGAACUUUAGGUCAGUGACUGUCCCAUUCUUCGUCCUUCAUGGGACAGUCACGGAUCCUCUAGCCUCAAAGGAUCUGUACAACGAGGCGGCAUCCAAGUUCAAAAACAUAAAGUUCUAUGAUGGCUUCUUGCAUGACCUUCUCUUUGAGCCUGAACGAGAGGAGAUUGCACGGGACAUAAAACAUCUUGCCAGAGAAAUGUAG
Messenger RNA from Carya illinoinensis, 408 nucleotides. RefSeq names its product monoacylglycerol lipase-like. Gene Ontology annotation, molecular function: lipase activity. The transcript has a single exon. The coding region runs from base 1 to 408 and encodes 135 amino acids. The record is from RefSeq and is a predicted model, not a curated record. Gene Ontology annotation, cellular component: membrane. Lineage: Eukaryota; Viridiplantae; Streptophyta; Magnoliopsida; Fagales; Juglandaceae.